AUGGCUUCACAGCGCUACAACCAGGCUCCAAACGGAGCGUAUGUGUCCUCUACUCGACCACGACCUGCUUCAACGCGCCCCAAAUACAAGGACCCUGCGAGAUCACAACCUGACCCUGCUGAGCUUAAAAAACAGCAAGAGGCCAGAAGGACAGCCCUGGCAAGAAAGAGGGCUAAAGAGCAGUUCCGCUUAUUAACCCCAGAAGCACCUGAAGGGAGGAAACACAAGGAUGUGCAGACUGAGCUGUACUUGGAGGAGCUGAGUGAUUAUCCUGAAGAUGCCAGUGUGGGAUGUCAGACUGAUGCAUUUCUAGACAGACCAGCCACUCCUCUCUUCAUCCCUGCCAAGUCUGGAAAAGAUGUAGCCACACAAAUAGAAGAAGGAGAGCUGUUUGACUUUGACACAGAGGUGCAGCCUGUGUUAGAGGUGCUGAUAGGAAAGACCGUGGAACAGGCUCUGCUGGAAGUUUUGGAAGAGGAAGAGCUGGCGUCUCUUAGGGCUCAACAGCGCGCUUUCCAGGAGCUGCGUAAUGCUGAAAUUGUGGAGGUGCAGCGACUGGAGGAACAGGAGAGGCGCCACCGAGAGGAGAAGGUUCGCAGACUUAAGCAGCAGAGAGAAGUCUUGGAGAAUGAGAGAGUGAUAGCAGAGAAAAUAGCAGCUAGAGGAUUUGCUCAGCAAUACCUGGCUGACCUGCUGCCCUCCGUCUACAACACUCUGAGAGACCAGGGCUAUUUCUACGACCCAGUGCAGAGAGAUAUAGAGACAGGAUUCCUCCCCUGGCUGAUGGCAGAAGUGGACAGUGCUUUGGAGAAACAAGAGACUGCGCUUACAAUGUUUGACACUCUCAUCUAUGAUGUGGCCAACAGCAGACAGAAGACUUGAAAGAUUAGAUUUGGAAUGCAGACCCUCUUCCCCUGUUGGAGUUAUUUCAGCCAUUUCUCAUUUUCUGCAAAUAAAUGCUCUAAAAGACAA
This is a messenger RNA of Astyanax mexicanus (Mexican tetra), 972 nucleotides long. RefSeq names its product radial spoke head protein 3 homolog B-like. The record is from RefSeq and is a predicted model, not a curated record. The transcript has 7 exons. The coding region runs from base 1 to 882 and encodes 293 amino acids. Gene Ontology annotation, cellular component: cilium. NCBI's taxonomy places the organism in Eukaryota, Metazoa, Chordata, Actinopteri, Characiformes, Acestrorhamphidae.